AUGUCCACCACAACAUUCUCCUACGCGCAAGCCGCGAGAGGCCGGGCCGUGUCCCAGCCGAGUUCGCAACAGGCAUCAAGCCCUGCUCCAUCGACUACGGGCUCGCAGACCAGAGACGAGCCUUUGAGCAGUAACACAUCGGCCACUGCACCCUCGGUUACCUCAAAUAGCACCGACAAUCGUGACACAGAUCACGCGAUUCGUGCAGGUGCCGAUGAUCCAACGCCAAAGCAGGAUUCUGAGGCUGUCUCUGGUGUUCCUGCCUCUUCUGCGAGCUCCGCCACAGAGCAAAGUGGCAAGACCACCAGGGAGGGCAGCACGACACCGGCCGAUGUUCAGAGCCAUGCUGAUGAAAAGGGAUCUCGUUCAGCCAGCCGGACCUCACGGCUUAAUGAUGGUGUCGACGGUAGAAAAGGCCGGAAGGGCAAGAAGGGUCGGGCUACCGAGAAGGAUGCCCGGACCGAGCAGCACGAUGAAGCAUCCGAGAAGGAGAAAGAGCCUGCGAAACCAGUAGUUCUCACAGAGGCAGUACCGCCUGCUGUGAAUCCUUGGACCAAGAGGAUUGAAGCUCAGAAAGCAGCAGUCAAAGCUAAGCUUGCGUCUGCCUCGCCGGAUAGUCCCACUGCGGGCAAUGAGCCGAAACAGCAGCCAUCACAGGAGGAAACCGGCGCUUAUACCACGACAUUCAACGGCAUCAAUGCGGACAAAUCUUCGCAAACAAAACCGACUGAGACAUCUCGUCCUGCUGAUUUGACACCCCGCAGAAGCGCUCCUCGUGGCAGCAGAGCCACCGACAAGGACGACAAGAGCCCAGUCUCGCUGCCCCCAGCUGCUGAUCCUUCGUCCUGGCCGGAUCCGAAGUCGGCCGCUGCACUAGAACAGCCAACUCGCAAAACCCAAGAAAAGACUGAGGCUGGUGAAAAGGAUGGCCAAGAUGAAACAGGCUCGACCCGUAAGAGGACUUGGGAGAAACUCGAGAUUGUGCCCUCGGUGCGUUUUGAGACGCAGUUCCCCAUUCGUGGCUCAAAGCCCCGCGGUGGUGCGCGAGGAGGCCGUGAAGGAGGCUCAAUGCGGGGAAGCCAUCCUGGUGCUGCCAGUACUAACGGUGCUCCUGCAUCCGGGUCCGUGAAUGACAAGGGCACACCCGUCGGGGGAUCUACAGGCCCCAGAACCACCACGAAUCGCCCCCGCGAGGGAAGCAUUCCUGCACGCACGCCAUCUCAAGCGCAGCCGCCUCACCCAUCCAAGCGUGCCUCAGUCGACGGAGCUCCCAGAGACCAGCGCAAGCCAUCCGUCUCGGGAAAUACAGACCAAGUCCGCGAUCCAAAUCCUGACACCUCAUCUUUCUCGAAGAGGGGUAGCGCAACACGAGAUAUCCGGCUUGAGAAUGGGUCGCUGGGUUCAGAUGCUGGGCAGAGCUCUGCGCGGACCUUUGCGCAGGAGCGAGCGAACAGCUUCCAGGGCAAGGGUGACUAUACCAAGGACGGGGCGCACGGCGCUGUCAAUGGGCAGCAGUAUCCAGCGCGCGACGGCCGCCAGGAGCGGGGUCGCGGCGGCGGGUACCGUGCUCGAGGUGGUCAUAAUGGGGCGCAUUCUGCGUCAGGUGCCUAUGGCGCCAACGGCCAUUAUCCCGUUCCAUCUGGCUUCUCGACGCGCCAGAAUCCCAAUCCACACAGCCCUCCUCCGUUCCCCGGCCAAUUCCCUGCAUCCUUUGGCCAUCCGCCGAGAGGCAGGGGGCACAAAUGGGCUGGUUCUGGACAGUCGUCUAGCCGCAAUAACCCCGCCGCGACCGGUUUCGUCCCGAAAUUGACACCGGUGAACGAUUAUGGAGUUGCCCCAUAUUCCCCUUACCUGUACUCACCGGUCUUCGAUCCGUCAAUUCCCAUUCUGAAGGCUCAGAUUGAGUACUAUUUCUCGGUCGAAAAUCUCUGCAAGGACCAUUAUCUUCGACAGAAUAUGGAUGGGCAAGGCUUCGUUCAUUUGUCAACCAUUGCCGGAUUCAAACGCAUGAAGGCUAUCACCGAAGACAUUGAAAUGAUCCGCUUUGCCUGCUCCCUCUCUGACCAAAUCGAGUUUGGUAUUGGCGGUGACGGAAUUGAGAGGCUGCGGAGCCGAGAAAACUGGAAACUCUUUGUCCUGCCGGUCAACGACCGGCUUGAGGCUUACCGCAAUGACGGCCCGCUCAAUUGGACUUCCUAUGAGGUACAAGACCCCCAGUACGCUGCCUUCCCGGCUCCUUUCGUUCCUCAAGCGUAUCCUACAUCGGCCGGUGCCUACACUGCCUUUCCCCAGGAGCAGAUGUUCCAGCCUCCCUAUGUUAACGGGACCCACUACGAGCCUGUUGUCAAUGGCGGAAUGAACGGCCAUCGCUAUGGUCAGGAUUCUCGGUUGUCAGCCGGUGUUCCGGAGUACGCGCCACCGGAAGCUCCUGUCACUCUGGAAAGCAUGACAAACUUUUCAGACUCGCAGGUGGAGAAUUUGAUGAUGAUCCUGAGCUAUGAGGAGAGGGAUGAUGCAGGCUCGGCUGGUGCCGCCGGUGUAGCAGGCUAUGUUUCGGAUCGCCACCGCGUUCCGGGCAAUGACGCCCUCAGCGGCUCUCAAGCUCAAAAUGUCAAUGGGGAUACGGCAAAUGAGCUUGCUGAGCACGACCGGUCCGAGCACAGCAUCGUCUGGGUCGACGCACAAAGGGUUGGUUCCAGCAAGGAGCAAAGGGAUCGUCAGCCUUACACCGAGAUUCGCAGGAUGGCACUUGAGCAGCGCCAAAAGGCAGCGCCUGGCGAGACCCCCCGGGAGAUGGAGAAGCUGUACAAGUUCUGGUCCCGGAUGCUGCUCAAUGACUUCAAUGCUAAGGUGUACGAGGAGUUCAGAACGCUCGCUCUUGAAGAUGCCUCACGCGAAGCUCCUCUUAGGUGCGGGCUGAAGUAUCUGCUUGAGUUCUACGACAGACUUCUGCUGAAAAGCAACGCUCGCAAGCCGUGGCCGAGCGACCGGGCUGUGCCCGAGAUUUUCACGACUCAUUACAACGAGGCUGCGGAGCUUGACCGAAAAUGCGACAGCCAGGACGUCGCGGCAAACUGA
This is a messenger RNA of Canariomyces notabilis, 3078 nucleotides long. RefSeq lists its product as uncharacterized. The record is from RefSeq and is a predicted model, not a curated record. The transcript is spliced from 3 exons. Gene Ontology annotation, biological process: mRNA stabilization; positive regulation of translation. Gene Ontology annotation, cellular component: cytosol; cytoplasmic stress granule. Bases 1 to 3078 code for a protein of 1025 amino acids. NCBI's taxonomy places the organism in Eukaryota, Fungi, Ascomycota, Sordariomycetes, Sordariales, Chaetomiaceae. Gene Ontology annotation, molecular function: RNA cap binding.